CGAACAUACCAAAGGGAAAUCAUGGUAUUCGGCUGCCUUCUCUGUUUCAUCCCCUGGAUAUGCACUGUAGAAUUCAUUCUUUGGAGCAAAUUGUUCAAACGGAUGAGACUGUGACGUAAGUGCCUUUUCUAUUAUUGUGCUCCUGUCCAGUCUUGGGUCCUCUUCAAUGCCAUCUCGAACUCCAGGAGACUUGGGUGCUGUGCUAGGUUGUGGGUUGUGCCACAGGUGACCCGAGGAAGCUGUGUGUGGUGAUAAGGCUGUCAAUUGUUUUCGGUUGGAAGUUUCUGUUAAGAAAAAUGCACUGAACUUAGCUUUUCUUUUCGGUUAGGGAAUUAGCAAAAACUUCCCCAGGAGUUUUGAUACGGGCAGUUGUUUUGCGUUCUGAGUGUACUGAAAACUUAUAUUCAUGAGGGCUCCUAACAAGUACUUGAAAUUUUGAGGGAAAGAGGCAGUGGCGUUUUAUUGUGAUAUUUUGUAGUUGUGUGCGAUGCAAGGAAUGGCAAUGCUAUCUCAAGCACACAAGUGCUUCACGUCUUCGUUCUUCCAUUCUUCGUGCACUCGCUUAUGCUACCCUCGCGCGGGCUCGAAGAAUCCGCUAAAUGGGAGAGAGGUCAGCUUUACGAUACCUCAUCGUUUCGGGCCGACUUCGAGUUGGAGACGAAUAUGUGGUUGUUCUCUCGCCCCAGCUCUAGAAGGACAGAAGAAUUGGGAAGAUGUUGCUCAGAAAGAUCAGCAACAAAAACUUCUUCAAGUAGUAUUAGUGUCGCCCCAGAUUCCAGGGAAUAGUGGUAGUAUUGCAAGAACAUGUGCAGCUACUGGUGUUGGGUUGCACCUCGUCGAGCCACUGGGAUACAAAAUCGAUGGUUCCAAGUUGAAGAGUACUGGAUUAGAGUAUUGGCCAUAUGUUGUAGUGAAGGUGCAUAAGUCUUGGAAUGAUUUCUUCACCUAUUUUCAAGAACAGAACGGCGAGAAAAGACUUCUCGCAUACACCAAGAAUGGUCAAUAUGUUCACACAGAUGUACAAUACAAAGCUGGAGACUGGCUUCUAUUUGGGUCAGAAGUAGACGGCCUGCCUGCUGCAGCUCUGGAACAAAGCACAACGGGUCAGUACGCCGGAGGCACAAUACGCCUCCCCAUGAGUGAGGAAUAUGUACGUUCACUAAACCUUUCCAUUUCUGCUGGAAUCGGAGUAUAUGAAGCUCUCCGCCAACUCGAUUCUCACACUGGUUACAGUAGCGUGCAUGCCUCUCACAACGAUCCUGUUUUCACCGAGAACAACGACGGUUAUCCUUGAGCUGAUUGUAGAGUAGAAAAAACUUGUGGGUUCACUGGGUUAUUUUGGGGACUCCUUAAAACAUCAAUAUCAAAUUACAUUUUUGCUGUACUUACUCUUGUCAUCGAAGAUCCUUCAUUUCCUUGA
Molecule: messenger RNA, 1420 nt
Organism: Physcomitrium patens
Lineage: Eukaryota; Viridiplantae; Streptophyta; Bryopsida; Funariales; Funariaceae
Biological process (GO): wobble position ribose methylation
Molecular function (GO): RNA methyltransferase activity; RNA binding
Source: RefSeq, a predicted model, not a curated record